CACUAUUUCUUUAUGAUUUACCAUGCAGGAUCCCUUAAGUUUUUUUUUUUUUUUGCAACUAGGAUCCCUUAAGUUAACUAGAAAAUCCUAAAGUUAUACAUUUCUUAAAAUGAAAAAAAAAAAGGUAAAUCAGUAGUAUUAGUAAAAAAAGUAAAUCCAAAGUAUACAAAAUUUAGGAAAAUUCAACAGCUCAUUGAAAACGUUGCGUCUUAUAGAGAAAAUUAGUUAUUUUUCUUAUCAUCAUGACUUCUAACUACAUGGUUCAAUCACCUAUGAAGCACUUGUGUCGACCCUCCGUUUGAUUGGUUAUCAGAAACGUCGCUCGCACCCAUAUAGUCUCUCAAUGUGCUUCCAAUCAAAGCUAAACAAUAAUUAGCAUUGGUGUGAAGUGUAAACAGUGAAGCGUCAUGUAACAGUAUGAUUGAGCAACAAGUCAGGAGUCUCCGGCUGACUCGGAGGCUUUAGUCCCAACGCUUCUUACACACGAUUGUAUUAGCUGGCUCCUGCUGGCUACUACUGUGAAUGCCAGUUGCAUUAGAAUAAUCAUAUCUUAUAUUUUCAUACGCAUCCUAUCAUAUUUUUCUGUUAUUUUUCUUACAAAAUUACUAAAAGACGAAAGAAAAAAAACACGCAAAACUAUACAAAUCUUUUUCUUAAUAAUUUUUGACUAUGCAAAUGUUUCAAUUAAAAACUCCAAACAGACCACGUUUGCGUCUAAAACGCGUGGUUCCUGUUGCGGCUCACGAUAUCAAAAAACAUUAUUAUUAGCCAUUAGGCGGGGUCGGAACGACACCUUUUUGACUCAGUUUUUUUUUUUAGUGGCUCCAUAAAGUUUGACCUUACCUAAUGAUUCCUUCACCGUCACGUCAACCUAAAAAAGGCUACUUGAGGUCAAAGCAACCUCGCAACACUACAACGACGACUCUCUUACAUUCUUUUAUAAUGCUUAACAUUAUCACCUUCCUUUUCAUUUUUAUAAUCUCCUCAGUUUCUGCUUACUUGUUCUGUAGUCUUAGCUGUAAACUCUUUAUAUAAAAACUAACUCUCCACGAACUCUCCACACACAUCGAGACAGAACACAACACAACAGAGGAACUGAUUUUAAUGGCCGAACAUACAGGAGAAUCCUAUUGGUUUCUCUCUGUUUCUGCAUUAACCACGUUUCUCGCCUGCAUCACCAUCUUCCUUCUCGUGGGAAUAACAAAAAGAAAGAGAAGAGAGCCUCACAGGCUGCCUCCAGGAAGCAGAGGAUGGCCUUUGAUCGGAGACACCAUAGCUUGGCUCAAUGCCGUUUCCGGCUCUCAUCCUUCUAGCUUCGUCGAGAAACAAGUCAAAAGGUAUGGGAGGAUAUUUUCGUGUAGCUUGUUUGGGAAAUGGGCAGUGGUAUCAGCAGACCCGGCGUUUAACAGGUUCAUAAUGCAGAACGAAGGCAAGCUGUUUCAGUCUAGUUAUCCAAAGUCUUUCAGGGACUUGGUGGGAAAAGAUGGAAUCAUCACUGUCCACGGUGAACAACAGCGAAGGCUUCACUCAAUCGCAUCGAGCAUGAUGCGUCAGGACCAGCUCAAGACUCAUUUCCUUGAGGAUAUCCCCGCGGUUAUGCUUCAGACGUUGAGUAACUUCAAGGACGGUGAAGUCGUGCUUCUCCAAGAUGUCUGCAGAAAGGUUGCGAUUCAUCUUAUGGUUAACCAACUUCUUGGAGUGUCAAGCGAAUCAGAAGUCGAUGAAAUGUCUCAGCUUUUCUCUGAUUUUGUUGAUGGAUGUCUCUCUGUUCCUAUCAACUUGCCUGGCUUCACUUACCACAAAGCCAUGAAGGCAAGAAAGGAGAUCAUAAGGAAAAUAAACAAGACCGUAGAGAAGCUGGUGCAUAGGAAAGAAGCUGAUACUGCUGGGAACGGUGUGCUUGGAAGGUUGCUUGAAGAAGAAAGCUUACCAAAUGAAUCCAUGGCAGAUUUCAUCAUUAAUCUUAUGUUUGCUGGAAAUGAAACUACCGCGAAAACAAUGCUGUUUGCUGUUUACUUCCUCACUCACUGUCCUAAGGCCAUGACCCAAAUCCUGGAGGAACACGAGAAAUUUGCAGGCGAAACGCUAACAUGGCAAGAUUACAAGACGAUGGAGUUCACUCAAUGUGUAAUAGAUGAAACACUCAGGCUUGGUGGGAUUGCGAUAUGGCUAAUGAGAGAGGCUAAAGAAGAUGUCGUAUAUCAAGAUUACGUGAUCCCCAAGGGAUGCUUCGUGGUUCCGUUUCUCUCAGCAGUGCACUUAGACGAGAGCUAUUACAAGGAAAGUCUUUCCUUCAAUCCAUGGCGGUGGCUUGACCCUGAAACUCAGCAAAAGAGGAAUUGGAGAACGAGUCCUUACUAUAGCCCAUUUGGUGGAGGAACUCGGUUUUGUCCAGGAGCAGAGCUCGCUCGCCUUCAAAUCGCUCUCUUCCUACAUUACUUCAUCACUACAUACAGGUGGACACAACUUGAGGAAGAUCGUAUCUCCUUCUUCCCUUCUGCUCGUCUAGUGAAUGGAUUCAAGAUCCAAUUGAACAGACGGGAGAAAGAUCCUCCUCAAUGUCAAUAAUCAACCCAACAAUCUUCACUUCUGUAGAUCUAUCUCUUUGUAAUGAUAUGUAUAUUCACUGUUAAAACGCAAGUGAUUUUUGUUGUCAUUAUUGUAACUCCAGAUUUG
Brassica rapa (field mustard) is the source of this 2676-nucleotide messenger RNA. RefSeq names its product abietadienol/abietadienal oxidase. Gene Ontology annotation, biological process: sterol metabolic process; multicellular organism development; brassinosteroid homeostasis. NCBI's taxonomy places the organism in Eukaryota, Viridiplantae, Streptophyta, Magnoliopsida, Brassicales, Brassicaceae. Gene Ontology annotation, molecular function: heme binding; oxidoreductase activity, acting on paired donors, with incorporation or reduction of molecular oxygen; iron ion binding. The record is from RefSeq and is a predicted model, not a curated record.